CUCUUCUUAAACCUUUUUUUUUUUGUUUUUUCUCUCUUUCCUUUUCGUUUUUAUUCCUUCCCGAAGGAGAGCUCUGAGAACACACCGCUGUUUUCUCAAACAGAGUGAGAAAGAAAAAAAAUCCCAAAGAUGUUAGCAAUUUUAAGGCGAAAAAUUGCUUCUGAAGGCUCUAAUGCUUCUUGUACUAUAGGGCAGUCUUUGCGUACACUACGCCCAUUUGCAUCAUCUGCAACAAGAAGAUACACAGCAGGAAGCAAUGAGACCCUAUUUCUUCGAAGAGGAUCUAAGUAUGUGCAGAACUUCAGUUGCCAGAUUUUACCUGGUACUGCAGUUACUUCAAAGUCUAUGAGGGAGCUUGGCUGCUUACUUCGAGAAGAUUCAAAGCUUCAAGGGUGGACUAGGUCAUUCUCUUCAGUUAAUGGUGACCCUGUUGAUGUUGUUGUUCCUUUCAUGGGAGAAUCUAUUACAGAUGGUACCCUAGCAGCUUUUUUGAAAAAACCUGGAGAUAGUGUUCAAAUCGAUGAGCCAAUUGCUCGGGUUGAAACCGAUAAGGUAACCAUCGACGUUGCUAGUCCUGAAGCUGGAGUUAUCCAGAAGUUUGUAGCCAAAGAAGGUGAUACCGUAGAACCAGGGACCAAAAUUGCAGUCAUUUCAAAAUCCGGUGAGGGUGCAAAUGUGACACCUGCUGCUCCAUCUGAGGGUCUUAAUGCUGUUAUAGAGACUCCAAAGCCAUCAGCUCCUGCAGAAAAGGAGAAAAAUCCUUCAGUAGAAACUGUUGUUGCCAAGGUCAAACCUGAAACACCCUCCCCAGCGCCAUAUAGAGCUUCAGCUAUAGAACCUAUUCAUCCUCCCAAAGAAAGGGAAAUAAAAGUACGAAUGACAAGGCUUAGAAAGACAGUUGCUGAACGCCUGAAACGUGCGCAGGACACGUUUGUUCUCCUGACCACUUUUAAUGAAAUUGAUAUGACUAACCUGAUGAACCUUCGUUCUGAAUACAAGGACGCCUUUUUAGAAAAACAUGGAGUCAAGUUGGGAUUUAUGUCAACGUUUGUUAAGGCUGCUGUCAGUGGUCUCCAGGAACAGCCAGUUAUCAACGCAUCCAUUGACGGCGAUGAUAUCAUCUAUAGAAACUAUUUUGAUAUUAGUGUUGCUGUUGGUUCUCCAAAGGGUCUGGUUGUUCCAGUUAUCCGGGAUGCCGAAAAAAUGAACUUCGCUGACAUUGAGAAGGAGAUCCACAGGCUGGCAAAGAAGGCCAGAGAUGGUUCACUAUCCAUCGAUGAUAUGGCAGGAGGCUCCUUUACCAUAUCAAAUGGCGGUGUAUAUGGAAGCCUUUUAAGCACUCCCAUAAUCAACCCUCCACAGUCGGCCAUCUUGGGUAUGCAUUCAGUCGUCAGCCGUCCUAUGGUAGUUGGUGGCAGUGUUGUUCCAAGGCCAAUGAUGUACGUUGCACUGACAUAUGAUCACCGACUGAUUGAUGGGAGAGAGGCUGUUCUCUUUUUACGCCGUAUAAAAGAUGUCGUUGAGGACCCUUGCAGACUUCUCCUUGACGUAUGAAUCAAUAGAUGUUGUAUAAGAGCAUCUCCAAUAGAAGGGACCCGAGAAUGCAACACCAUCCCAUCGACUUCCGUUUCUGAAGCAAGUACUACAGCUUCCUCAACUUCAAAGACAUCAACUCCGUACUACGGCUUUCGUUUCUGGAUAAGAAAAAUAUGACGUCGAUAAGUUAUGUUUGUUUCGCUUAGAGCUGUCAAACGGGCAAGCUAGGGUCAACCCGACCCUAGCUUGACCAUCCAUGGACGGGUUAGGGUCAGCCCUAGCCCUAGUACUAUUCAUGUACAAGCUAAAAAUCCCAACCCAAGCCCUAGACGGGUUGGCUCUAACGGGUUGCGGGUUGGCUUGUUAAAUGGGGUGGUUGAAACUAAAAUCACUUAAAUGUAUAAAAAAUUUAGGGGGCAGAGAGAUCACUACUCCGUAAUCCUAAAUCAAAUGACAUUUGGAUUGUAUUAAAUCAUUUAAGGAAAUAUGAACUUUGAUUUCUAGCACAA
This is a messenger RNA of Papaver somniferum (opium poppy), 2045 nucleotides long. Its product is annotated as dihydrolipoyllysine-residue succinyltransferase component of 2-oxoglutarate dehydrogenase complex 2, mitochondrial-like. Bases 130 to 1554 code for a protein of 474 amino acids. Gene Ontology annotation, cellular component: oxoglutarate dehydrogenase complex. Gene Ontology annotation, biological process: tricarboxylic acid cycle. The transcript is spliced from 16 exons. Gene Ontology annotation, molecular function: dihydrolipoyllysine-residue succinyltransferase activity. The record is from RefSeq and is a predicted model, not a curated record. Lineage: Eukaryota; Viridiplantae; Streptophyta; Magnoliopsida; Ranunculales; Papaveraceae.